AUGGUAUAUAAGGGCUUCGUAGAAGGCGGCAUCAGACCUCCCUCCCCUCCUGUGUCUCCUUCCUCAUCUCUCUCGCGUCCUCCCUACUUGACGCCGUGCGCAGCUGUGGCUGUGGAAGGUGCGGUGGCUGCCUCGGCUGGGGUGGCGGCAGCUGCGCCCCGUGCAGACGCUCCCGGGUCGGCUGCGGCCCCGGCUGCGGCCCCUGCUGCUACGGCUGCCCUGGGAGCUGCUGCAGCGUCCCCGCGGUCUGCCGCCAUCGCCGCACCUGCAGCUGCAGCCCGUGUGGCUGCGGCUGCGGAAGGGCUGCUGCCAGCACGAGAGCGGCUGCCGGAAGCAAAGCCGCUGCCAGGCAUAAAGGUAAAGGGAAUUGAUAACAACGUAAAAGAGCCGUCCAAGGAAUUACAGAGUCAUGUGCCUUUGGUCCAAGGUCCUGGAGAGGAGGGGGACGUGGCUGACGAGGAAGCUGUCGAGUCAGUCCUGGUGCAGCAGGAAUGGCGGAGCCACAUGCAGAGAUGAGUCAAAGAAGGCUAUAGAGAUGGAAUAGAUGCUGGCAAAGCAGUUACUCUUCAACAAGGUUUCAAUCAAGGUUUUAAGGAAGAUGCAGAAGUCAUUAUAAACUAUGGACAACUCAGAGGAACAUUGAGUGCUUUGCUCUCCUGGUGUCACCUUCAUGAUAAUAGUUCGUCUUUGAUCAGUAAAAUAAAUAAUCUUCUGGAUGCAGUUGGUCAGUGUGAAGACUAUGUGCUCAUAGAUCUGAAAUCAAUCACUCCACAGCCCCAUGUUGUAGAUUUAUUGGACUCCUUUCAGGAUAUGGACCUUUGUCAUAUAGCUCCAGCUGAGGAAAAGAUUGAUGAAGCUAAAGAUGAAAGAUUCUAUGAAAAUAAUGCUGAGUUUAACAAAAACUGUAGCAAGAAUCUUAGUGGGGUAGAUUGUUCAUCUUUAGAAUGUUGUAGAACACAGGAGUGUGCACAUUCUGAAAACCCAAGCCUCACUUGGAUUUUAGAACAGACAGCCAGUUUGGUAAAACAACUGGGAGUAUCAAUAGACAUAUUACAGCACCUCAAACAACUAUAA
Molecule: messenger RNA, 1074 nt
Organism: Balaenoptera ricei (Rice's whale)
Lineage: Eukaryota; Metazoa; Chordata; Mammalia; Artiodactyla; Balaenopteridae
Product: protein YAE1 homolog
Exons: 3
Source: RefSeq, a predicted model, not a curated record